Molecule: messenger RNA, 315 nt
Organism: Prorocentrum cordatum
Lineage: Eukaryota; Dinophyceae; Prorocentrales; Prorocentraceae
Source: the annotation of a GenBank genome assembly
AUGGAUGCCGGGCUGUGCCCGGCCGUGGCGGCCACGGCGCCGCAGGCGCCCUCUGCGCCGGCAGCCGCAGUGCCCGUGGACGUUGACUUGUUGGAGGUGCGGGAGACGGGCGUCGGCAGGUACGGCCGGAGCGCCUUCGCCGCGGAGGCCGUCAGGGCCGGCCAGGCUCGGCGCCGCCCAAGCAGACUCGGGCCGCGUGCGCGUGGGCUCCGCAGGGGCGGCGCGCACGCUCAGACGUCUGGCAGGCUGGGCUCCGUGGCGGGCGCGUUCUGGCUUUUUUGGUGUGUGUAUGUGUGUGGCAUAUGUUCGGGGUAG